CGUACCUUGAAUGUGAUGCUGAGGAACUCGGUGGUGAGGAGUUCUCCACAACAGCAUGAUGAUGUCGUGCCGUAUUUUAAGACAGAGCCAGGCCUGCCGCAGAUUCACCUGGAAGGCAACCGCCUUGUUCUCACUUGCCUCGCUGAAGGGAGCUGGCCUUUGGAGUUCAAGUGGAUGCACAAUGACAGUGAGCUCACCACCUACAGCAGCGAAUAUAAGUACAUCAUCCCGUCCUUACAGAGGCUUGACGCUGGGUUUUACCGCUGUGUGGUGCGAAACAGGAUGGGAGCUCUCUUGCAGAGAAGAUCAGAAGUUCAAGUUGCAUAUAUGGGAAAUUUCAUGGAUACGGACCAGAGGAAAACGGUUUCUCAAGGACACGCAGCAGUUCUCGACUUCCUGCCCAUCAGCAGCUGCCCCAGACCGCAGGUGACGUGGUUUAGAGAAGGGCACAAGAUCGUUCCCAGCAGCAGAAUAGCCAUCACACUGGAAAAUCAACUGGUGAUCCUUGCAGCGACAGCGGGUGAUGCCAGGGUUUACUACGCACAGGCCGUCAACGAACGCAACGGAGACAGCAAGACCAGCCCGCUCGUUCACCUGAGCGUAGCAGGAGAUGCUGGCGCCCCCGAAACCGUGGCUCCCGUCAUUGUGAUCCCCCCAGGCAACAGAAGCGUGGUGGCCGGGUCCAGCGAGAUCACCUUGGAAUGCGUGGCCAACGCCAGGCCUGUUGAGUUGCUGAGCGUGAACUGGAAGAGAAACGGGAUGAGGGUCACCAGUGGGCUCCACGGCUUUGGGAGACGUCUCACCAUCAGCAACCCGACGUCCGCGGACACCGGGGCAUACGUCUGCGAGGCGACACUGACGGGAAGCACUUUCGAACCAGCCACGGCGAAAGCCUUUCUUUCUAUCAUAGAGCCACCGUAUUUUACCGCUGAGCCCGAGCGUCGGAUUUUAGUGGACGUGGAAGAAACCGUGGACAUCGUCUGUCGAGCAAUGGGGGUCCCUCUCCCCACUCUCCAGUGGUACAAGGAUGCCGUCUCCAUCGGCAAGCUCCACAAUCCUCGAUACAAGAUGCUUGCGAGCGGAGGCCUGCGCAUCCAGCAUCUGCGUCCAGAGGACUCCGGAAUCUUCCAGUGCUUUGCCAGUAACGAAGGAGGGGAGAUCCAGACCUACACGUACCUGGACGUCACCAAUGUCGCCCCGGCGUUCACGCAGCUGCCAGUGGACACCACGGUCACCGACGGGAUGACAGCCACUCUGAGGUGCGAGGUGUCCGGGGCGCCCAAGCCCGCCAUCACUUGGAGGAGAGGAAAACAUAUUUUGGCCAGUGGCUCUGUGCGCAUUCCUAGGUUUAUGCUUCUGGAAUCCGGGGGUCUGCAGAUAACCCCCGUCUUCAUCCAGGAUGCUGGCAACUACACCUGCUAUGCCACCAACACGGAGGGGUCCCUGAGCGCGUCUGCAGCACUGACUGUGUGGAAUCGUACGUCCAUCGUUAACCCUCCCGAGGACCGCGUGGUGAUUAAGGGGACCACGGCCACUCUGCACUGCGGAGCCACUCAUGACCCCCGGAUCACUCUCCGCUACGUGUGGAAAAAGGACAAUGCAAUCAUCACCCCAUCUGGCAGUUCCAGGAUCGUGGUGGAGAAGGACGGGUCCCUUGUCAUUAGCCAGACGUGGUCGGGUGACAUCGGAGACUACACCUGUGAAAUCCUCUCGGAAGGGGGGAAUGACUCCAGGACGGCCCGGCUGGAGGUGAUUGAACUGCCUCAUUCACCUCAGAACCUCCUGGCCGGCCUGAACUCUUCCCACAGCCACGCCGUGACGCUCUCGUGGGUUCGACCCUUUGACGGAAACAGCCCAGUCCUCUACUACAUCGUGGAGCUGUCUGAAAACAACUCUCCGUGGAAAGUGCAUCUGUCAAACGUCGGCCCCGAGAUGACAGGCGUCACCGUGCGCGGCCUGACUCCAGCUCGCACCUAUCAGUUCAGGGUGUGUGCCGUGAAUCAAGUGGGCAAGGGUCAGUACAGCGCAGAGACGAGCAGGUUGGUGUUACCCGAAGAGCCGCCCAGCGCUCCCCCGAAGAAUAUCGUGGCCAGCGGGCGUACCAAUCAGUCCAUCAUGGUCCAGUGGCAGCCGCCCCCAGAGACGGAGCACAACGGGGUGCUGCGCGGGUACAUCCUCAGGUACCGCCUGGCCGGCCUGCCCGGGGAGCACCAGCAGCGGAACAUCACCAGCCCGGAGGUCAACUACUGCCUGGUGACCGAGCUGAUCAUCUGGACCCAGUAUGAAAUCCAGGUGGCAGCUUACAACGGGGCGGGCCUGGGAGUCUUCAGCAGGGCCGUGACUGAGUACACCCUACAAGGAGUGCCUACCGCACCCCCCCAGAAUGUGCAGACGGACGCUGUGAAUUCCACAACCAUCCAGUUCCUGUGGAACCCUCCACCUCAGCAGUUCAUCAAUGGCAUCAACCAGGGAUACAAGCUUCUGGCAUGGCCCGCAGAGAUCCCGGAGGCCAUCACUGUGGUCACCAUUGCGCCAGAUUUCCAUGGAGCCCACCACGGGUAUAUAACGAACCUGAAGAAGUUCACUGCCUACUUCACGUCAGUCCUGUGUUUCACCACUCCGGGGGACGGGCCUCCAAGCACGCCUCAGCUCGUACGGACUCAUGAGGACAAACCAGGAGCUGUGGGACAUCUGAGUUUCACGGAGAUUCUGGACACAUCCCUCAAGGUCAGCUGGCAGGAGCCUCUGGAAAAAAAUGGCAUUAUUACAGGCUACCAGGUCUCCUGGGAGGUAUACGGCAGGAACGGCUCCCGGCUCACCCACACCCUCAACAGCACGACUCACGAAUACAAAAUCCAAGGACUGUCCUCGCUCACCACCUACACCAUCGACGUGGCUGCCGUCACCGCGGCGGGGGCCGGCCUGGCGACCUCGUCCACCAUUUCUUCCGGAGUGCCGCCAGAGCUCCCUGGUGCCCCGUCCAACCUGGUCAUUUCCAACAUCAGCCCCCGCUCAGCCACACUUCAGUUCCGCCCCGGCUACGACGGGAAGACGUCCAUCUCCAGGUGGAUCGUAGAGGGACAGGUUGGAGCCAUUGGAGAGGAGGAGGAGUGGGUCAGCCUCUACGAGGAGGAGAAUGAGCCUGACGCCCAGACGCUGGAGAUCCCAAACCUCACACCCUACACUCAUUACAGAUUUCGAAUGAGGCAGGUGAACAUCGUCGGUGCCAGCCCCUUCAGCCAGUCCUCCCGGGUCAUCCAGACCCUGCAGGCGCCCCCGGACGUGGCUCCGACCAGCAUCACCGUGCGGACUGCUAGCGAGACCAGCCUGCGGCUCCGCUGGGUGCCCCUGCCCGAUUCCCAGUACAACGGGAACCCCGAGUCGGUGGGCUACAGGAUUAAGUACUGGCGCCCCGACCUGCGGCCCCAGGCACUGGCACAGGUCAUCAACGACCGGCUGGAGAGGGAGUUCACCAUCGAGGGCCUGGAGGAGUGGACGGAGUACGAGCUCCAGAUGCAGGCGUUCAACGCCAUCGGCGCCGGGCCCUGGAGCGAGGCGGUGCGGGGCCGCACGCGCGAGUCAGUUCCUUCAGCCGCGCCUGAAAAUGUGUCCGCGGAGGCUGUGAGCUCGACCCAGAUUUUACUGACAUGGGCUUCGGUACCAGAACAGGACCAGAACGGGCUCAUCCUGGGCUACAAGAUCCUGUUCCGGGCCAAAGAGCUGGAUCCCGAGCCCCGCAGCCACGUCGUGCGCGGGAACCACACGCAGUCGGCGCUGCUGACGGGUCUCCGGAAGUUUGUGCUGUACGAGCUCCAGGUGCUGGCGUUCACCCGCAUCGGGAACGGAGUCCCCAGCUCUCCCCUCCUCCUGGAGCGGACCAAGGAUGACGCCCCAGGCCCACCCGUGAGGCUCGUGUUUCCUGAAGUGAGACUCACGUCCGUGCGGAUCGUGUGGCAGCCGCCGGAGGAGCCCAACGGCAUCAUCCUGGGCUACCAGAUCGCCUACCGCCUGGCCAGCAGCAGCCCCAACACGUUCACCACGGUGGAGGUGGGCGCCACGGUGAGGCAGUUCACGGCCACGGAGCUGGCCCCAGAGUCGGCCUACAUCUUUCGGCUGUCGGCCAAGACGAGGCAGGGCUGGGGGGAGCCACUGGAGGCCACCGUCAUCACCACUGAGAAGAGAGAGCGGCCGGCGCCCCCCAGAGAGCUCCUGGUGCCCCAGGCAGAAGUGACGGCUCGCAGCCUCCGGCUCCAGUGGGUCCCGGGCAGCGACGGGGCCUCCCCCAUCCGCUAUUUCACCGUGCAGGUGCGAGAGCUGCCUGGGGGAGAGUGGCACACGUACUCCUCGUCCAUCAGCCACGAGGCCACGGCCUGUGCUGUCGAAAGGCUGAGGCCCUUCACCUCCUACAAGCUGCGCCUGAAAGCCACCAAUGACAUCGGGGACAGUGACUUCAGUGCGGAGACGGACGCCGUCACCACGCUGCAAGACGUUCCAGGAGAGCCUCCCAGUUCCGUCUCGGUGACACCGCACACGACCUCCUCCGUUCUGAUCCAGUGGCAGCCUCCGAGAGACGAGAGCCUGAACGGCCUCCUCCAGGGAUACCGGAUCUACUACCGGGAGCUGGAGUCCGAGGCCUCCUCAGCCACGGCCUCCAAGACGCUCAAAACGCCCUCGGCUCUACGGGCCGAGCUCACAGCCCAAAGCAGCUUCAAGACCGUGAACAGCAGCUCCACGUUAACGACGUAUGAAUUAACACAUCUGAAGAAAUACCGGCGCUAUGAGGUCGUCCUGACGGCCUACAACAUCAUCGGCGAGAGCCCGGCCAGCGCACCCGUCGAGGUCUUUGUCGGCGAGGCCGCCCCGGCCAUGGCCCCGCAGAACGUCCAGGUGACCCCGCUCACGGCCAGCCAGCUGGAGGUCACGUGGGAGCCGCCGCCACCGGAGAGCCAGAACGGGAACAUCCAGGGCUACAAGGUUUACUACUGGGAGGCAGACAGCCAGAACGAAACAGAGAAGAUGAAGGUCCUGUUCCUGCCAGAGACCGUGCUGAAACUGAAGAACCUGACUGGUCACACCCCUUACCGGGUCAGCAUUUCGGCCUUCAACGCGGCUGGAGACGGGCCCCGGAGUGACCCCAGGCAGGGGCGCACCCACCAGGCCGCUCCGGGGACCCCCAGCUUUUUGGCGUUCUCAGAAAUAACCUCUACCACGCUUAACGUCUCGUGGGGCGAGCCGGUGGCAGCCAACGGCGUCCUGCAGGGCUACCGAGUGGUCUACGAGCCCUUAGCGCCUGUGCAAGGGGUGAGCAAGGUGGUGACGGUGGAUGUGAAGGGGAACUGGCAGCGCUGGCUGAAGGUCCGGGAUCUCACCAAAGGAGUGACCUACUUCUUCCGUGUACAAGCGCGGACCAUCGCCUACGGGCCCGAGCUGCAAGCGAACGUCACGGCCGGGCCCGCCGAGGGCUCCCCGGGGUCCCCCAGAGAUGUCUCGGUCAGCAAGUCCGCCUCUGAGCUAACCCUGCAGUGGACGGAGGGAAGCGUGGGCAGGACUCCCACCACGGGCUACGUCAUCGAGGUCAGGCCCUCAGAUGAAGGCCUGUGGGACAUGUUUGCGAAGGACAUCCCCCGGAGUGCCACCUCCUACACCGUCAGCCUGGACAAGCUCAGGCAGGGGGUGACGUACGAGUUCCGAGUGGUGGCCGUGAACCAGGCGGGCUACGGGGAGCCCAGCAGCCCCUCUACAGCCGUGUCAGCGCAAGUGGAGACCCCGUUCUACGGGGAGUGGUGGUUCCUCCUGGUGAUGGCGCUGUCCAGCCUGAUCGUCCUGCUGCUGGUGGUGUUUGCUCUGGUCUUGCACGGGCAGAACAAGAGAUACAAGAACUGCGGCACAGGGAAGAACAUCUCCAACGUGGAGGAGACCGUGACCCUGGACAACGGAGGGUUUGCCGCCUUGGAGCUCAACAGCCGCCACCUCAAUGUCAAGAACACCUUCUCAAAGAAGAACGGGACCAGGUCCCCACCCCGGCCCAGCCCCGGCGGGCUGCACUACUCAGACGAGGACAUCUGCAACAAAUACAACAGCGCCGUGCUGACCGAGAGCACAAACCUCAAGGAGAAGUCUGUGGACGCUUCAGAAUCUGAGGGCACCGACUCCGAAUCUGAGGACACGCCCCCCCAGCACUCCUUCGUCAACCACUACAUGAGCGACCCCACCUACUACAACUCGUGGAAGCGGCGAGCCCCGGGCGGGCGCGCCCCGCACAGGUACGAGGCGGUGGCGGGCGGCGAGGCGGGGCCGCACCUGCACACGGUGGUCACCACACAAAGCGCCGUGUUCGCGCCCGCGGGCCCCGGCGCCCGGACUCCGCUCACCGGCUUCUCCUCCUUCGUGUGACGGCCGCGGCGGGGCCUCCGCGCACCUUCCAGCCUCCUUUUGUUAAGACAAUCAACUCCAGUAACUGAGCUCAAGCUUUUGUUCAAACAAGAAUUCUGAUAAGUGAUGAUUUUACCUACUUGUGAACACUAGAUUUCAAUUAGAAAGGUUUUUUUAACGGCUUUUUGUAACAUCGCUGCAGGAAGCGGGUUUCUUUGUUUUCUUUUCUUUUUACGAGAAGGUGUAUCUCCGUGGUGCGGUGGCGAGGGGACCCCAGACCCCCCCAGUCCUGGGUGUCUCCAUCCCACGCCAAGUAGGGAGGCUGCGGGGGGAGGGGGGCAGGAGGAGCGGGGGCCAAGUGCGAUGUCCGCCCACGUCCAGGCCGCUGCUUCCUCUUCUCUACCUCCUGUGCCUCCGGAGAACCAGCCUGCUCCCGCCCGCUCCUGGCCUCUGCGGAGCGAAGUGUGUGCCCCGGGCUGAGCGCUUCUCGGCCCGACCCCAUCCAUCUCUGAAAUAUUCUCACUCCGCAGUUUGUAGGCAAGGAAUCGGCUUUCAGGUUCCUGGCGAGGGGGCAAGAGAUUCCGAGGGGGGGUCCUCUGGCCGGCUGACGGCUCAGCGGUCGCACCUUGCAUCCUUCCAGUGGUGAAAUCCCCGGGGCUUUUGUCUUCCUUUCUUUGCCUGAAGCCAACGGCGCAGAGCAGGGACCCACCCCCAGGGCUGCGAGUGGGCGCGGGCCCUCCCUUCUCGAGCGUGUCCUUCCCGUGAACAGCACACGGCCCACCCCGCGAACCCAGAGAGAGCAAGACGGCGCUUUCAGAAUUGCUUGUUGUGUAAGAGGCGUGCGUUGUUAACCAGAGGAUUUUUUAAAUCUUUUUAUCUUUUUUUAAACUAUGUCACAUGAAAUGAAUGAGUCUCUGCUGUCUCCAGGUGCCUUUUUAUUAAUUGUUUAGCUUUGUACAUGAGAAAGACGGAAAGCGUCGGUGUCUCCAAAUAAAGCGAAACAGCUCUGAGAAAGUGGGGCCCCGAAUUGCCUCCUCCCCGCCAGGCCUCCCGCGAGCGCCCCCCCCGCCCCGGUCUCCUUGUCCCGCCCGCUGCCCACUGCCUUGACCGCCAGUGCUGCUGUCCCUGCCCCCAGCCCAGCCCAGCUUUCAGCCUUAACAGGUUUUCUGGAAACUAUUUUUUCCCCCUUUGCUACUUUAGUUUUCAUCUUUUAGCUACGUGAGAAUAGCAUGAACUACUUUGAAAUUUCCAGAGCCCGAAGUGUACCUGUGGCUCCAGCCAUCACAUUAUUCUUCCAAGAGGUGGCCGAGGUGACUGAGGAGCCGUCAGCCAACCCCCCAGGCCGGAGCCGAGGUCCAGGUGUAACCGGCGGGCGCCCAGAGCUCCUGGAGGGCCCCGUGUCCCCACCUCGCUAGCAGGAGGGUGGCCAUGACAAUGCACAGCCACCCUGUCGACACCCCCAAGGAGCAGGGGUGACCUGUGACCUGCCAGUGCCCUGACGGUAGGGGAGCCGGUCCUGUGGCCCCAUAUAGAGCGUGUGGUAUCUCCUCGGCUCUAGUCCGUCUACACUUCCGUCGGGCCCUCUGCUUUCCCAGCGGCCGCCUGUGGCCCCCGGAGGCCAAGGAGAGUUUUGCGUUGGGUGAAAAGCCCCUUUUCAGUUUUUCCAACAGUUGAUGGUGUGGAAAGGUUCCUCUCUCUCUCCUUCUCUCUCUCUCUCUCUCUCUCCCCUCCUUUUCCUUCCCUCCCUUCCUUCUCUCCUUCCUGCCUUCUUUUUGUGAGCGGAGGCAGAAAUAUUCUAAACCAAAAAUCCUAGAUGCUCUGCCCAAAGCCACUUGUGCGUGAGAAUCACCCCCAACAGUUCACUGGACAGGACGCACCUUGGGGCCCCAAGCCCGGCUCCGUCCUCUCGGCCCCAGGACGGCCGGCGAGGGGGCAGGAACCCGCGCGAGGCGACAGGCUGCAAGCUGAACUUCUUGGAAGACAGACGCCCGGUGGAGAACACGGACAAACUGCCUUCUGUGCACUUCGAGCUCUAAGCCAUACGGACUUCGCUUUAAAAUAUGGGGGAAAGUGUUGUCACGUCUCAGAAUGAGGACCCUUUGGUUGGAGGUGUGUUCUUUGCUUUGGGGUUUUUGCGACAACAUGAAGCUUUUUUUCAGGUUCGUUAUAUUUCCUGUACUUUCUCUUUCUCUGCUUUUACUGAACUUUUUGUGUAUGGGAUCGUCUGUCUGAGGCUCUGCUGGCACCGUGGCUGCUGACGGACUGUUAGCACCUGCUCCCCCCCCCCCCCCCGCCCCCCGCCCUGUCCCUCGGGGGCCCUGGCCCAUGAGAGACACCUGCACCAAAGCAACAGACUGGGCGUCCGCAGUUAGGUUUCAGCCUCCCCGGGCAGUGUGGGCGUCCACGGGCAUCAGUCCCCAGCCUCUCACCUGGUAGGAAGCAAAACAGACACCACACCAUAGGAGAAUAGGUAUUGAUUGGAUUUUAAUCUCCGUCCUAAGAACAGAACAAGCAACGCUUCUCUAACCACGACCGGAUGAAAUGUCCUCAUCUUGCCUUCUUCUGUAGUGACGUCAUUCGGGUGCCUUACGGUGAGCGGUGGCUGAGCCCCCCCACGCACUCCCUCAUCGCUCACCGGGCAGGUCGUUGGGCGAUGAGCUGUCCUUCCCGUGUGCGGGUGAGCCAGCAAAGCGGCCAGGCGGGGCCGAGCUCUGUCGGAGCUGGCGGGACGGGACGGGCCGGCCCUCUCCGCCCGGGCACCAGGGCACAGGUUUCCAGGCAGGUGAGCGGCGGGGGCGGCUGCGGGCGGUCCCCGCACCCAACGGGCAUUAAGCACAUCAGCAAGGCCUCACGCACCCCUUCCUGAAUAAAUUGGCCCAGAGCGAACCCUGUCCUUCCCCAGCCUUGCCUUCCGUUUCACUCACCGCCGUGCUUGUAAGGCGUACUCGAUUCAGCGUCGUAGCAGAGGACGGUGUGACGUAGGGCAACGUGGGGGCGCGUCCCCCGCGCCGCGAGCGACGGCAGAGGCCCUCGGCCAGGGAAUCCGUCCAGGCCGCGGGGAGGAAGGGUCGCGCGCACGCUGUAAACUUCUUUUGAUGCUGUGCUUGUAUUUGACCACGACUGGACUGAAGCAUGGUGUUUGCGUCACGGAUCGUAGCAUGGUCUCUAGUUUUUACCAAUUCUCGGCACACGGUGUAGUCGUUCUCCCAACGAGCAAUCCACCCGCGUAUCCAAAUCUGGCUCUCUUUAGCUCGGCAUCCCAGUAGCCUGGAUCCGGUCCGGAAGGCGGGAACACCGCAGCAACCCGUGACCCGAGCUAGUCUGCUGAGGGUCCUCUCCAUUCCUCUCAGCGUCGCCUUCCGAUUUAUCGAGAGCUUAGGUCAGUCCUGAAGUUUUCCCGGCAAUGUUUUCUGGAGUUGUGCAGAAUCCCAGAUCUCAUUUG
Prionailurus viverrinus (fishing cat) is the source of this 9814-nucleotide messenger RNA. It is a transcript of the gene SDK1, whose product is annotated as sidekick cell adhesion molecule 1. The record is from RefSeq and is a predicted model, not a curated record. The transcript is spliced from 45 exons. Bases 16 to 6393 code for a protein of 2125 amino acids. Lineage: Eukaryota; Metazoa; Chordata; Mammalia; Carnivora; Felidae. Gene Ontology annotation, molecular function: protein binding.